Podospora pseudocomata is the source of this 1972-nucleotide messenger RNA. RefSeq lists its product as uncharacterized. The coding region runs from base 1371 to 1715 and encodes 114 amino acids. The transcript has 2 exons. NCBI's taxonomy places the organism in Eukaryota, Fungi, Ascomycota, Sordariomycetes, Sordariales, Podosporaceae. The record is from RefSeq and is a predicted model, not a curated record.
CUUUGAGAAAUUGAGAUGCCAGCAGCGUGCGUCGUGAGACUUUUCUGAUUCUCUUGUUCAAAGACCGAGAUGUCGAUCCAUGCCAGCUGGCCUUAUCUAACCCUGGAAGCUAUUCGGGACCCAGCAGCCAUUGACAAAUCUUUUUGGUCUAGCAUAGCAGAUGGGAGUUGGACGCGGCUAGUGAAAUAGCAAUUCUGAGACUCUGUCGUAAAGUUGCCAGCUGAAACUAGCGACCGACGCUGCCGAAGAGGCUUGGAAGAGGUCACGUUGUGGAUUAUAAUCAGGGGAUCCAGGAGAGUGUCUUGGUAACCCUUUGGUCGGCAAAUCUUGUCGGUUCGCGUCCCGUCGCGGAACAACCUCCAAACCGAGAGAUUGCCGCGCACGUGCCUCGUGUGCCUGGAUCUGAGAAAUUCUAGUGUUGCUAGCGCAGCGGUCCAGCAAUGCUUAUUUUGACAUUCGAAGGGUGGUGCACUGGUGUUGAAGAUGCGGCGUUUUGUGUCGGAUCACCAACAGGAAAAGCCGAGGCCUGUAACGCGGUCGUCCGGAAAAACGACCCAUUCCGAGCAGCAGUGGGCAAUCCAAUCCGGGGCGAGGUCGGGUCUGGGGGAGCUCUGGGGAAGCUGUCCGGGGAAGCGGAGCUGGCCGCAACACCAAGCCCACCAGAGCCGUUUUGUCCUCGGUUACCCCACAGUUCGUGGCACGACAUGCGGAGCGCUUCACAGGCCAAACACACCACCAUUGGCCGCUAAUCACACGAGAAACCACCACAUGCCGAACCACUUGCUCCUCCCGCUCUGCCCAUGUUCUCUCCUGGCCAGUCUGCCAGUUGUGCCCAACGCACCUGCUCUGCCUUUGCCAUACAUCAAUUCGCAUGUUUUCUUCUCUUUGUCCCACCCUCCAGAAACUUCCCACCUUUUCUGGGCUGGCCAUCUACAAGCAUCUAUCCUUGAAUCUACAUACGCCGGAGAGAGAGAGGGGUAUCUUAUCCUCCCCACGCUCUAAUUUGCUUGUCGAUCUCUUGUCAUCACAUCCUUGCAUCUACUCCAUACAACUACGUCUUCUUCCCCACGGGGCAACCUCCUCCCGCGGCAACCGAAGUGGGAAUAUAAACACUCCCCUUCGUCCCUGAUUUCUGUCCUCUCGACCUGACCUCGACAUCAUCGCUUCGUUAUACACACUUCAACAGUUCUCGCCCGCACUUCAAGAUACCCUUUUUGUUGGUUUUGUGCUGUUUCGGUUCCUUGUAACAAACCACCACAUUUCCACCCCCCACCCAUUUUACGUACUACUACAACUACCAAGGACGACAAACCACCACUCUGUCGAACCACCACCGAUUACCGAGAGAGAACACCUUUACUCUACCAAAAAUGGCCUCUACUCAGCAGCAAUCCCGCCUCCUUUCCACCUCUGCCCGCGUGCACCCCCCUUACCUUCCUCACCUCUACACCGCGGCUACCAAACCAUCCCCCGUAGCAAGGGGCAUCAAGUGGGUCCCACCUCUCGCAGGCGCCCUCGCAGCAGGCUACGUAGCCGUCUCAACCUACCGCACCUCCGCCGCUGCCGCCCAGCAACGACAGGCCGAGGCUGAGCAGGCUGAUCUGGAGAGAAGACGACAGAAUGCCGCUUUGGCGGACGCCUACGGGGACAGGAGCAGCUUGGAGGAGUUGGAGAGGGCGAUGAGGGUGUAUGAGGCGCAGCGGGGCAACAACUAAGCAGGGGUGAUGUUGCCCAGGAAGAGGGGGACUGACUGAUGAGCGGGCUCUUGGAGGGUUCUCUCGUACUGACAGGGCAAUGACAGGGGGAAAUGGGAAAUGCGGUGGAAUUUUGGCUUUUUGAUAUCCUGUUUUGGUGUUUUUCUGGGUUGGUUUUUUGAAAGGCAUUAGCAUGGGUUAUGAACUGGAUGGAUGGGGCUGGGCAAACGGGCACAAGGCAUAUUUUCUGGCGGGGCGUUUUUGGAUGGGCAAUCUGA